Molecule: messenger RNA, 1461 nt
Organism: Papilio polytes (common Mormon)
Lineage: Eukaryota; Metazoa; Arthropoda; Insecta; Lepidoptera; Papilionidae
Gene: exu
Product: maternal protein exuperantia
Exons: 11
Coding region: 187-1461 (424 amino acids)
Biological process (GO): bicoid mRNA localization
Molecular function (GO): protein homodimerization activity; RNA binding
Source: RefSeq, a predicted model, not a curated record
AAGCAGCCAAUCCCUACUGCGUUUUGCCGAUUGCCGCACACGUGCUGAGAUUUUGUGAUAUUUUUUACUCAAUUAUUCUACUUUACAAAACUUGUAGAGCGACCAAAAGCAUUGUUUGUUGAGGAUUACUAUUUAAUAACAUCAGAUCAACGGCAGCAUUUUUGAUUAUUAGCAGGAACCAGGCACAUGGCAAUGGUGUCAGAGGCAAAGGUUAACGGUGGUGACAUGGAGGCUCCAUCGACUGAGUUACUCCCUGCGCUUGCAGAGAAACCCCUCGGCCUGCCACCGGGAAAGUACUCGCUUGUCGGAUGGGAUAUGGAUACUACAGGAAGGAGACUUAUUGAUGAAAUAUGUCAGAUAGCGGCGUUCACGCCCAAGCAGACGUACACGCAGUACAUAAUGCCAUACGGGGACUUGAACCCGGGGGCGCGCCGGCGACAUAACAUUCGAGUGGUCACUGUUGGUCGGUACAGGAUGCUUAAAGAUACAAUUACUCAUAAGAUAUUAAAAACAAAAUCGGAAAUAUCGGCGCUAACAGAUUUCUUAGACUGGCUGGAGAAGGAGAAAGGCGACAGUGAAAGCAAAGUGAUUCUGAUUUACCAUGAACCAAGACGUCUCAGCCCCAUUAUGUUACUUGAAGCACUCAUACGUUACAAGCUACUGGACCGCUUCAAGUGCAUUGUGGCUGGCUUCGCUGACAGCUACGCGCUGGCCGCGGACAAGUGCAAGACGACAGUGAAGUCGGUGUCGCUGCGAGUGCUGGCGCGAGUGCUACUGGACGCGGACUCUCUGUCUGUGGACAGUGCGCUGGACAGAGCCACCGCUGCCUACCGCAUUGUCGAACAUCUCGCUCAAGGCGAGCAGCAGGAGGUGGGCGCGGGCGGCGAGGGCGCGUCGGCCAGCAAAGACAUGGUGGAGACGGCGCGGGCCUGGGCGCGCCCCGUGCACACUGAACUUGACGCCUUAGUCAAUCUCAAGAAUCUACUGGAAAGACAGAACACGUUCCGGCCGGUGUUCGCGCCGCUGUUGCGCGCCGCUCGGCCGGAGCGCAAGCGAGUGACGCAGCUGCGCCGCAUACUGGCCGAGGCGGGCUUCCUCUACGACCAGCUGCGCGACGCCUGGCAGGAGCACCAGCUCACUGGUUUAGAGAAACAAUUAGCUUCGUUGUCGGUGUCCGCUAAAGACGAGGACAUAAAGGAGCUCAUAGAAAUCUUCGACUGUCACUUCGACCCCGCCAAAGAACCGAAAGGUCUCAAGCCGAGAUUAUCCAAUAGAAAUAGACCAACGUCGUCUGCGGGUGAGACAGGCGAGGCGGAAGGCAGUACCAGUGAUUCACAGAAAAGUUCUCCACAAAAUUCCCCCAACAAGACCAGUAACGAUGUGUCUGCGGGGGACACUAGUCAAAUCGAGGCGGCCCCGGAGCCGAUGAGUGCCUUAGCGACUCAGUAUAAUGAGGUAUAA